Messenger RNA from Zootoca vivipara (common lizard), 3031 nucleotides. RefSeq names its product major facilitator superfamily domain containing 12 (gene MFSD12). Lineage: Eukaryota; Metazoa; Chordata; Lepidosauria; Squamata; Lacertidae. Gene Ontology annotation, biological process: regulation of melanin biosynthetic process; carbohydrate transport; pigment metabolic process involved in pigmentation. Gene Ontology annotation, cellular component: plasma membrane. Gene Ontology annotation, molecular function: symporter activity. The record is from RefSeq and is a predicted model, not a curated record.
CGGAGAUCUGCGCGCCGUGGUGGUGCCAGCCCGCUUGGGGGCGCCGCGGAACCGGCCACCUGGACGCGCCUCCGACGCGCACGGGGGGUUUCCCGGAGCCCAUAAAAGCCGGUCGGAGGACGCAUGGCUGGACAGAGCCUCCUGCCCGUCCCUGCUCUCCUCUUCCCCCGCUGGGCUCUGGCCGGGCCCGCCCUGGACGCUCGCCUGCUCGGAAGCUGAUGCGCCCUGCCCGUGCGCUUUUACGCGCGGCUGGUGCGCCAUGGGAGACUCCCAGCGGCCGCCGCCGGAGCCCUUGUCCGCGCGCUCCCGGCUCAGCUACUCGGUGGGCCAUUUCCUCAACGACCUGUGCGCCUCGAUGUGGUUCACCUACCUGCUGGUUUACUUCCACUCCAUCCUGGGCUAUAGCACCAGCCACGCGGGGGCGCUCUUGCUGGUGGGGCAGGUGGCCGACGGCAUCUGCACGCCGCUGGUGGGCUACGAGGCGGAUCAGGACGGCGGCUGCGGGCGCUACGGGAGGAGGAAGUCGUGGCACUUGGCCGGUACCAUCUGCGUCCUCCUCUCCUUCCCCUUCAUUUUCAACCCUUGCCUGGGCUGCUCGGAGAACACCCCCCAGUUUGCAGCCCUCAUCUAUUUCAUCCCCUUCAUCGUCAUCUUCCAGUUCGGCUGGGCCGCCACCCAGAUCUCCCACCUCUCUCUCAUCCCGGAGCUGGUGGACAGCGACCACGAGAAGGUGGAGCUCACAGCCUUCAGGUAUGCCUUCACCGUCAUGGCCAACAUCACCGUUUACGCAGCGGCCUGGCUGCUCCUUCAUUUCCAGGUGGGCCACCGCGGGCAGCCAGAACAGAGCCACCACCUCGGCCGCCACGACAUCCCCGUCUUUCGGAACCUGUCUCUGAUCGUGGUGGGUGUUGGCGCCAUCACUUCGCUUCUCUUCCAUCUCGGCACCAAAGAGAAGGGCGCCCGGCUUGCCAGGUUGCCGGAUCCUGAGGAACGGACCCCCCUGUUGCCUCCGGACCGAAAAAGCCCCGCUCGGCCCCUCCUCCUCUGGAAACACUGGCUUUUGGAGCCUGCUUUCUACCAGGUGGCAAUGUUGUAUAUGGCCACACGACUCAUCGUCAACCUCUCCCAAACCUACAUUGCGAUGUAUCUCACCAACUCGCUGAUGCUCCCCAAGAAGUUCAUCGCCACAAUUCCCCUGGUGAUGUACAUUAGUGGUUUCCUCUCCUCCUUUCUGAUGAAGACUGUGAACAAGAAGAUUGGCAGGAAUUUCACCUACUUCGUGGGCUUGCUGAGCAUCCUGGCAUUUGCUUCCUGGGUGGCUCUGGCUGAACGAAUCGGCGUUGAGAUCUAUGGAGCGGCCGUCCUUCUCGGCACCGGCUCGGCCACUAUCCUGGUAACGUCCCUGUCCAUGACGGCCGACCUCAUUGGAAGCAACACACACAGCGGUGCCUUCGUCUACGGAGCCAUGAGCUUCACGGAUAAAGUCGCCAACGGGGUGGGCGUGAUGAUCAUCCAGAACUUGCACCCGUGCCCGACUGAGCACUGUUGCAGCAACUGUGUGCCGUUUUACCGCUGGGUGAUGGUGGCCGUCACCGGAGGAAUGGCUGUCGUCGCCACUCUGGGCCUCGCCUGCAUAAUGAUUUGGCCCAUCCGUGUCCGGUUCCAUGACAUCUCCGUUUCGGGGCUGGCCGGCACCCGAUCCCAGGCACUCGGAGACUCCGAGGGCAGCGGAAAUCCCAGUGUCGUCAACUGAGGCUCUGUCCCCCUUGGGGGGGGGGGGAGCAAGCCGGAAGACGCCUUGGCAGGGAAGACCCAAAGACUCGGCUGCCCUCCUCUCAAUCCAACUGGGUUCUUCUUGAGAAUUGGACCAUUCCCAACUCUUUCCUCUCCCUUUUCCUCCUCCUUGCACAUUUUGCACAGUUCUGUCCCGUCACCCGCCCUGCCCUUCCUUUUGCACGAUGUUCACAAAAGAUACUAGGCCUCAUGAAGGAAGAAAUUCUCCACCCACCCAGUCCCUAUCUUCCCUGCCCUCGUCACAUCAGACCACUUACAUAUAUAUAUAUAUAUAUAUAUAUAUAUAUAUAUAUAUAUAUAUAUAUAUAUAUAUAAAUCUACUUGUAUAUAAGAAUUAUAAAUAAAGGUGUGUGUUUUAUUAAAAAAAGAAAAGAAAAGGGAAGCUUACAUUCUUUCUCUUCACUAAGUCGUAAAAGCUGGACACUGAAGCCAGUGUUGUUGUUGUUGUUUAUAUUUUGCUUUAUUGAUUCCAAAAAGAAAACAAACAGUCAACAAAAACACUUCAACACGUUACAAAAAGAUACUAUGGUUUCUUAGUACAUAUCUUCUAUGGCGACUUCCCAUCAUGGUUCCUUAGUACUUUUUGGUUUGUUGCAUUUAUCUUUAUCGAUGAUAAUACAUCUCAGUUCUCUUAAGUUUCUACGGUUUCUUGCAGAAGUCACUUCAGGCCUGCCAACAACUCCAGAUUUUUGCAUUGCUCCCUGAGAUAAUUUCUAUACAUGUCCCAUUCCCUCAUAGAUGUUUGUUCCAUCCGGUCCCUUAAUUUUCCCGUCAUUUUUGUUAAUUCUGCAAACUCGAUAACAGUUUUGAUUGCCACUCCAGUUUAGUCGGUGUUAAAUCUCCUUCCCAGUUUCCAGCUUUUAGAAUUCUUGCUGCCACGGUGGCAUAGAGAAAUAUCUUCCUCACCUUUUGGGGUAUCUCUGUGCCUAUUCCUGUAUUCCUAAAAGGCAUAGAUAUUGAAGCCAGUGUUGGUCCAAUGAAAAUAAUGAACUUUAGUCACCAGAUGUCAAAGAAAUAAACAACUAUCUGACUUUUAGAAGACAUCUGAAGGCAGCCCUCUUUAGGGAAGCUUUUAACAUUUGAUGAAUUAUUGUAUUUUAAUAUUUUGCUGGAAGCCGCCCAGAGUGGCUGGGGAAACCCAGCCAGAUAGGUGGAGUAUAAAUAAUAUAUUAUUAAAAAAUUCCUUCAGUAGCACCUUAAAGACCAACUAAGUUUUUAUUUUGGUAUGAGCUUUUGU